Toxorhynchites rutilus septentrionalis is the source of this 5346-nucleotide messenger RNA. RefSeq lists its product as uncharacterized. The transcript has a single exon. NCBI's taxonomy places the organism in Eukaryota, Metazoa, Arthropoda, Insecta, Diptera, Culicidae. The record is from RefSeq and is a predicted model, not a curated record. Gene Ontology annotation, molecular function: zinc ion binding; nucleic acid binding. The coding region runs from base 1 to 5346 and encodes 1781 amino acids. Gene Ontology annotation, biological process: DNA integration.
AUGCCAAUCCAACAUUCACCGAAAAAGACGAACCAAAACGAAGGAGAAUCUGAAAUUUUCCGAGGAUUUCCCGACGAACCCGAUAGGAACAAAUCAAUCAUGGAUAACAUUGCUGCCGAUGCGAAAACCAUUUCGCAACUGAACCCGCUUUUUCGACUACGUAGACAGACACUUCUGAAAAUUACACGUAUCAAAUCGAUCAUCGACAAUGCCGAUAUUCCAGUUACCCUGGCGCAGCUGAGAGUGUAUGCGCGAAAACUCCAAUCAUUAUAUGACGAGUUCUCCGGCUUCCACAAUCAAAUUUUGGCCAUCAUUCCUGAUGAGGAAAUCGAAAAUCAAGAAGCAGAAUGUCAGCGGUUUGAAGACAUUUAUGACUUGACAUCUACUAUCAUCGAGCAUUCGCUUAUGCAAAACAACGUAGCAGACAUUGCGCAGGCAGUGCCGCCACAAGUUAUCAUCCAUCAGCAACCAUUAAAAGCUCCAAUUCCAACGUUUGAUGGAGACUAUACAAAAUGGCCGAAGUUUAAAGCCAUGUUUUUAGAUGUGAUGGCCCAAUCCCGAGAUACGGAUGCGAUUAAGUUGUAUCAUCUUGACAAGGCGUUGAUUGGAUCAGCUGCUGGCGUAUUGGACUCCAAAACAAUAAAUGAAGGAAACUAUACGAAAGCAUGGAACAUCCUUACGGAACGCUAUGAAAAUCGGAGAGUGAUUAUCGAAACACAUAUUCGUGGUCUUCUACAACUGCAAAAGAUGUCUACAGAAUCGAACAUUGAAUUACGCAAACUGGUCGACGAAUGCAAUAAGCACGUGGAGAGUCUAGAAUACAUGGAACAAGAGUUACUAGGCAUGUCCGAGCUGAUAAUAAUUUACCUACUGACAGCAGCACUCGAUAAGACGACCCGGAAACAUUGGGAGCAAACCUUGAAACCCGGUCAACUACCGAAAUAUAAGACGACGAUCGAAUUUUUAAAAUCUCAGUGUCAAGUAUUAGAGCGAUGUGAAGCUGCUUUUUCCUUGCCAAUCCCAAAACCGUUUGUUUCUAAAUCAGGAACUCAAAUUAAAAUAAACAACCAACGAACGCAUGCUGCAGUAUCCGACGAAAAUUACACAAAUGAAAAAUGUGAUUUUUGUGCUGCACUUCACCGGAACUAUCAGUGCGAUAAACUGAACGCGUUAUCGAGUGCAGAAAAAAUGAAUAAGAUCAAAUCAACCGGAGUUUGCUUUAAUUGUCUACGCAAAGGACAUAUUUCAAAGAAUUGUCCAUCGUCGAAAACAUGUCGCAUAUGCAAAAAACGACAUCAUACGCAGUUGCAUGAAGACGUUAGUCCGAUGCAAAAUUCCGAGACUAUCAGAAACGAAAACAUAACGGUAAGAAACCAGCCCACCAACGAUAAACCGUCAACAAGCAACGAGAACCAAAUGCCAGUAUCUACAUGUUCCUGUAAUAGUGCCCGUGUAUCGAAGACAGUACUACUGUUGACAGCUGUUGUCCUGGUCACCGACAAGAAUGGAAGACAGCAUUCCUGUAGAGCUCUUUUAGAUAGCGGUUCGCAAGUGAACUUCGUUAGUGAAAGAUUUGCCAACGUACUGGAAAUUCCGAAGCAGCGAGUUAACAUUGCCAUUGCUGGUAUUAGCAGCCUGAAGACAACCGCCCACGAGAAGAUUAUUGUAAAGUUCCAAUCUCAGUACAGCAGUUUCCAAGCAUCAUUGGAAUGUUUGAUCACUCGAAAGGUGACAGGAAAAAUCCCUUCAAUGGACAUUGAUAUUACGGACUGGAAUAUUCCCAGUGGAAUUCAACUUGCAGAUCCCAUGUUUUACAAAUCGAACACAAUAGAUAUUCUGAUUGGAGCCGAAUUGUUUUUCAAAUUAUUGAAGCCGAACCAGUUAGUGUUGGAAGACGGACUUCCCGAAUUGCGUGAUUCCCACCUCGGUUGGAUCGUAACAGGUUCAAUCAGUGCCGAUAACAACGUGCAGUAUUCACAGAUCGCCUCUAUACAGUCGAUUGAGGACUCGAUCGAGAAGUUUUGGCAAAUCGAAGAGCUACAGGACGAUCCGAAACCAACUACCGAUGAACAACGAUGUGAGGAACAUUUUUCCGUUACACAUUCCCGCGACGAAACCGGAAGAUUCGUAGUGAGACUUCCAUUCAAGGACAAUGUAAACGAAUUAAUUAGUUGCAGAGAAUUGGCCCUGAAACGCUUUUAUAUGUUAGAGACCAAACUACAACGAAACCCAGAUCUGAAGAGUCAAUACAUCGAUUUUGUACGCGAAUAUCAGCAGCUAGGCCACUGUAAGGAAGUGGACGAAACCAAAGAUAAGCGACCACUUAAUCCGUAUUUUAUGCCACAUCAUGCUGUGCUCCGUCCCGACAGUUCUACUACAAAAUGUAGAGUGGUGUUUGAUGCCAGUGCCAAACCAUCAUCUAGUGACCUUUCACUCAACGAUGUCCUUUUGGUAGGACCAGUCGUGCAAAAUGAAUUACUGGCAAUCAUCUUGAAGUUCCGGAAACAUAAAUAUGUGUUUACGGGCGAUAUUACGAAAAUGUACCGACAGAUUCGUGUGCAUCCUAAUGACACUCAUUACCAGAGAAUUUUUUGGCGAGAAAAUUCAUCCGACCCAGUAAAGGUAUUGGAGCUGACAACAAUAACGUAUGGUACUGCCUCUGCACCGUUUCAAGCCACUAGAUGUCUGAUACAGCUUGCAAAAGAAGAAGAAUCGAAUUUUCCCAUAGCAUCCAAUAUCAUUCGCAAGGACUGUUAUGUUGACGACGUGAUAUCUGGAGCAGAUACAUUCGAAGAAGCUAACGAAGCUAUCAAUCAACUGAGAAGAAUGCUAGCGAAAGGUGGUUUUCCAAUUCGCAAGUGGUGCUCCAAUUCAACACAACUAUUGCACAAUUGUCCUAUUGAAGAACAAGAAACGCUGAAGCCCUGGAAAGACCGAUCCAUCAAUAGUGUGACUAAAAUACUUGGUCUGACGUGGAACCCGUUAUCCGACGAACUGCUGAUUGCUGGUGAGUUAGAACAUAUUGAAGAUCAAAAACGACGAACUACGAAACGACGAAUAUACUCCGAGGUAGCAAAGCUGUAUGAUCCAUUGGGAUUAUAUUCCCCAACAGUUGUGUUAGCUAAACUACUCGUGCAACAGCUUUGGAAAUGUAAGAUCGGCUGGGACGAUUCAGUCGAAGAAUCAUUCGUUCAACAAUGGUGCAAUAUAAAACAAACUCUUCCUCAUCUUAAGAAAAUAACGAUUCCUCGUCAAGUGACAUACAACGGAGCUAUUGAUUUUGAGUUGCAUGGCUUUGCAGACGCCUCCAAUUUAGCUUAUGGCGCAUGUGUAUACGUGCGAAGUUUGUUUCCCGAUGGCUCAGCAAAAUGUCGACUGUUGAGUUCAAAAUCGAAGGUCGCCCCGCUACACGAAUUGACGAUUCCACGCAAGGAAUUGUGCGCCGCGUUACUGCUGACACGACUGGUGAAGAAGAUUAUUGAUGCUGUAGAAAUGAACUUUUCUCAGAUAAUGUUGUGGACUGACAGCCAAAUUGUACUUGCUUGGCUGAAGAAAAAUCCCGACCGAUUGCAAACCUUCGUCAAAAAUCGCGUGAUGGAAAUCCGCAAUGGUUCGGGAGAGUAUCAAUGGAACUAUGUGAAAUCGUGUGAUAACCCAGCAGAUGUGGUGUCCCGAGGCCAACUACCAACGAUCCUUGCACAGAACGACAUGUGGUGGAAUGGUCCCAAUUUCCUUACCACAUCAACCAUCAUUUUUGAAACACUGAACGACGUCCCGGAAGAAGAUUUACCUGAAAUGAAACCAGUGAUCAUGAGUCAUUCAGCAACAAUAUUGGAAUUGCUUCCGGUAUUUAGCAAGUACAGUUGUUUCCGAAAGCUGCAAAGAGUGAUCGGUUGGAUUUUACGAUUCAAAAAUAACUGUCAUCAAAAGAACAAUCAUAUCAUUCAACGCCAUUUGACAGUAGCAGAAAUUCGAGAGUCAACGACAACAAUCAUACGAGUGAUUCAGCAUAUAGAGUUUGGAGAUGAAAUUCGGCGUCUCAAGUCUGGUCUCCAAUGCAAGAUUCUUGGCCCUCUCAAUCCAAUUUAUGCCAACAAUUUACUACGUGUGGGUGGAAGGCUGAAAAACUCCAAUUUAAAAAAUGAAUCAAAACAUCAACUCAUCCUUCCGAACAAGAACAUUGUGACUGCACUAAUAAUUAGAACAAUGCACAACGAACUUCUGCACAUUGGAGUUUCAGGGUUGGUAUCAGCAACUCGACAGCGCUUCUGGAUUAUCAACGUUCGUUCAACGGUAAGACAAAUCAUAAGAAGCUGCGUGAAAUGUUUCAGAACUAAUCCAACUGGUGUUUCUCAAUUAAUGGGAGACUUGCCGAAACAAAGAGUAUCACCUGCCCCUCCGUUCAAUAUCACUGGUGUAGACUACGCCGGUCCUGUUAUGGUAAAGCAAGGAAAGUAUAGACCCAAGAUUGUGAAAGCGUACAUCUCAGUUUUUGUUUGUAUGGCGACAAAGGCCAUUCAUCUAGAGCUGGUAUCAGAUCUCACGACAGAGGCAUUUAUUGCAGCCCUUCAGCGCUUCGUAGGACGAAGAGGAAUGGUGUCAGAGCUGCAUUCUGACAACGGUUCAAAUUUUCGAAGUGCUUCCACCGAGCUUCACAAAUUGUUUCGCUUGUUACAGGAUCAAAAUGAAGUCAACCAAAUAGAGAAGUUUUGCCUGAAACGAGAAAUGAAAUGGCAUUUCAUUCCGCCAGACGCUCCCGAAUUCGGUGGCCUCUGGGAGGCAGCCGUAAAAAGCACAAAGACACACCUGAAGCGAGUUCUUGGAAAUGCUUUGUUAACAUUCGAAGAAAUGGCUACUAUUCUAUGCGAAAUUGAAGCCAUCCUUAAUUCAAGACCACUAUUUGCUAUCUCUAACGACCCAACGGAUCCGGAAGUUAUCACGCCAGCACAUUUUCUCAUAGGUAGGCAGUUAACAGCUGUACCAGAACCAUCAUACACAAAUGAAAAAAUUGGUCGACUCAACCGUUGGCAGCACAUUCAACUGAUGCGCCAACAUUUUUGGAAUGCUUGGUCAAAUGACUAUCUCAACAGCCUACAACUUCGUAAGAAAAAUUGGAUCACUUCAGAAAACAUACAACCAGGAAUGAUAGUGCUUUUACAAGAUAAGAAUCGUCCACCACUUCAGUGGAAGUUGGGUCGAAUAGUAGCAGUUCAUCCUGGAUCUGAUAACUUAAUUCGCGUUGUGGAUGUCUGCAGUGGAGGUACAAGUUAUCGCCGUCCCAUCACCAAACUUUCAGUUUUGCCCAUUGAAGUCAAUCAACGCGAACCGGAGAGCAGUGAAACAUAA